This is a messenger RNA of Photinus pyralis (common eastern firefly), 670 nucleotides long. RefSeq lists its product as uncharacterized. The transcript has 2 exons. The record is from RefSeq and is a predicted model, not a curated record. Lineage: Eukaryota; Metazoa; Arthropoda; Insecta; Coleoptera; Lampyridae. Bases 36 to 557 code for a protein of 173 amino acids.
CAGUUAAUGCUGAGUGUUUCGUAUACAUACUAAAAAUGAAGACUUUGCUUGUAAUCAACUUUUCGGUCUUACUUUUUUUCGGCAUCUCACCUGCCGUACACGCUGCUGAAAAUCUGACAGAUUUGAAACCCCUUCUAGACACCCUCGUGAAAAAUCUACUGGCAUGUACGUCUGACGUUAAAAUAACAAAUAUAACGGCGAUCAUAGACAAAAAUAGUAAAUGCGCAGCCACAACGGGCGAAACCAUUUUGCAAGAAUAUCUAUCUUGCUUAUUAGGUUUACUUAUGGAAAGUCUUACAAACUUAUUGAAAAAUUUGACUGGGAUACAGAAAUUGCUUUUCGAUAUUCUUAAACCAGUUCUAGGACUAGUAUCUGCCCUUUUAUUUAUACUUGGAAAAACAUUAGCUCCAGUCGUCGGUGCUGUCACGAACUUACUAACUGGUUUACUGAAAAAUGAGCCUAUUAAAGCAUGCAUGCAACAAAAUACCCCUUGUGACAGCCCCCUAUUAAAACUACCACUUAUCGGAGAUCUAUUGAAGAGCUUGCUUAAGUGCUAAACCAAUUACGAUGCUCCAAAUGUGUACGAAAUGUAGUAUAUUAAAAAUUAGACUCUUCCGCAAUUCAGAAUAAUUUUGCUUGUAAAAUAAAUAUAGCAUGAUGAUCUGUUCUA